Harmonia axyridis is the source of this 1119-nucleotide messenger RNA. Its product is annotated as sulfotransferase 1C4-like. Bases 106 to 1089 code for a protein of 327 amino acids. Gene Ontology annotation, biological process: sulfation. Gene Ontology annotation, molecular function: sulfotransferase activity. Gene Ontology annotation, cellular component: cytoplasm. The record is from RefSeq and is a predicted model, not a curated record. NCBI's taxonomy places the organism in Eukaryota, Metazoa, Arthropoda, Insecta, Coleoptera, Coccinellidae. The transcript is spliced from 7 exons.
GUUUAGAUAUAAACGUGGUAAUGUAAUAUAAAAACCGACAAUUACUCAAGAUUAUAACUCUUAUUACGAAACAAUUGAGAAUGAAAUUAUUACCAAUUCAUUGAAAUGGAGAUCCAUGAUGUUGACGAAAACCUCAACGCUGAACUUGUGAGCUUUUACAGAGGAGAAAAAGAUGGAUUUGUUCAAGUUGGCGACAAAAAAUGGUUCUAUCCCAAAAAGUUUAGAAUCCUCGCAGAUGAAUUAAAAAAUUUUGAAGUCAGAUCUGACGAUAUAUGGAUCACAGGGUAUCCAAGAUCAGGGACUACACUUACUGAGGAACUGUGCUGGUUGAUCAGUCAUAAUUUAGAUUAUGUGAAAGCUAAAAAGAUACCUCUUGGUACGAGAGUGAGGUUUUUUGAAAGUAACAUUGUAAUAAAUGAGACAACUGUUAAGGAGGUUGUGGAUAAGUUUCCUAGUGAAGAAAAGCAAUUUCGAAAUAUGAGAAAUACCUUGAAUGAACUGAAAGAUGCAAAAGAGAGAAGAGUUAUCAAAACACAUUUACCUUUUGAACUUCUUCCACCAGAUGUCAUAAGGAAGGGAUGCAAAAUUAUAUACGUUUGUAGAUACCCAAAAGAUGUGAGUGUGUCCUAUUUUUGCCUGCAAUCAUCUUCCAGGCAUAUAGAUUUUUGUGGUGAUUUUCAAAAGUACUGGUCAUAUUUUCGAAAUGGAAAGUGUAUGUUUGGACCUUACUUUGAACAUGUCAAACAAGGAUUCGAUAGAAUAGGUUCUGAAAAUUUUAUGUUCGUCUUUUAUGAAGACUUCAGGAAGAAUAGAAGAGGAUAUAUAACGAAAUUAUCUGAAUUCCUCGAAAAUCCUUUAAAUGAAAAUGACCUGGACAAACUUGAGAACUACAUAGACUUCGAUAAUUUCCGUAAAACCGCUAAAAUUCAAGUGAAGAAUAAGAACAAUGAGGUAAUGAGUUUCAUCAGAAGAGGUAAAGUUGACGGAUGGAAGGAUUACUUCACAGAGGAAAUGAAUAAGGAGGCUGACCCUUGGAUCCAGAUGAAUACUGAGAGAAUUGGUAUCAGAUUUGCUCAACAGAAAGAAUAGUUUUACUGUAAUAAAAUAAUUUGUAUGUGA